UUCGUUUUUUUGCCCGACAGAUGAAAACAUCAGUGUUGGGUGCUAAUGCCGGGCUGAUUCCUGCCACAAUCAGCAAGAUGUUUGUCAUCCUACUGCCUGCUUCCAAUCAAUACGGAUCAAACUGUUAGCGUUUACUGUAUCUGUAGGUAGCCAAAGCCCAUUUUGUAUUGCUGUACCUUUUUUGGAUCUCUAAUUUCCCGUAGAAGAAAAUGAACGGCUUAUCCAUCAGCGAGUUGUGCGGCCUGUUCUGUUGCCCGCCCUGUCCGAGCCGGAUUGCAGCGAAGCUGGCCUUCCUGCCCCCGGAGCCCACCUACGCUCUUCUGCCAGACCUGGAGUCCACCUCACCUGUGACCUCUAACCUUGGAGCCCCAGGUUUGCGCUCCCGUUUGGCUGGAGGUGCUGGAGGUGCUGGAGGUGCUGGAGGUGCUGGAGGUGCUGGAGGUGCUGGAAGUGCUGAAGGUGCUGGAGGAGGAGGAGGAGGAGGAGGAGGAGGAGGUGGUGGUGGAGGUGGAGGUGGAGGUGGUGGUUUUGGUGACAGGAGUGGAGAAGGUCGAUGGAAGCUGCACCUCUCUGAGCGAGCGGAGUUCCAGUACUCCCAGAGGGAGCUGGACGGAACCGAGGUCUUCCUCACUCACUCCAGCCGUGGCAACAGAGUGGGAUGCAUGUACAUCCGCUGUGCCCCAUCUGCAAGGUACACUGUGCUCUUUUCUCACGGUAACGCUGUGGAUCUCGGUCAGAUGAGCAGCUUCUACAUUGGUCUGGGCACUCGUAUCAACUGCAACAUCUUCUCUUAUGAUUAUUCUGGUUAUGGGGUCAGUACAGGGAAACCCUCAGAGAAGAAUCUGUAUGCAGACAUAGACGCUGCGUGGCACGCUUUGCGCUCAAGGUAUGGCAUCAGCCCUGAGAAUAUAAUCCUUUAUGGGCAGAGCAUUGGUACCGUGCCCACCGUGGACCUGGCGUCCCGUUAUGAGUGUGCUGCCGUGGUACUUCACUCACCCCUCACCUCAGGGAUGAGGGUGGCGUUCCCUGACACCAAGAAGACGUACUGUUUUGAUGCCUUCCCAAACAUUGAGAAGGUGUCUAAAAUCACAUCUCCAGUGCUGAUCAUCCACGGGACGGAGGAUGAAGUGAUUGAUUUCUCUCAUGGUCUGGCCCUGUUUGAGCGCUGCCCGAAGGCUGUGGAGCCGUUGUGGGUGGAAGGAGCCGGGCACAACGACAUCGAGCUCUACAGUCAGUACCUGGAACGCCUGCGCAGAUUCAUCAGCCAGGAAGUGGCUGCACACCUGGAGCUGAGUUUUCUACUGAGAAGACCCCUCGACUUCACACCCAAAAGAUCCGAGUGUGUGAGCAUCGGUCUCAGGACCUCAGUUUGUCUGAGGCACUCGCAGUUGAUUCGGCUUGUGAUUUAGGUGACCAGGACAAAUGAAAUGAAAUGUCAUUUGAAUAGGACUAAUAUCUAAUAUCUCUUUAUGAAGCUCUUGUGGGUGUUUAUGUACUUUCUCUUUUGUUAGUUCUUAUAAGAGCAUAAGACCAGUCUGUUUUAAAAUACAGCAUCAUCACCUUUUCAGACAAGAACUCUCUGCUGGACAGAGUGUGUGUGUGUGUGUGUGUUUGUGUGUGUGUUUGUGUGUGUGUUUGUGUGUGUGUUUGUGUGUGUGUGUGUUUGUGUGUGUGUUCAAUAUUUUUUAGACCAUCUGUUGUGUGUGUGUAUGAAUGUGGUGUCAUUGAAACCUUUUUUUCUGAUGAACUGAUCUUCAUCAGGCAUCUGGAGAUGCACUACUGGUCAAAAGUUUGGAGACACUGAGUUUGAUUUUCAUGAUCUUAAAAUCAUUUUGAUCUAAAGCCUUCUGCUUUAAUGCUUAAUAUUAGUUUUGUAGACAAAUAUACAUUGUGCCUACUUACGAAUUUCUUUACAAAACUAAAAUCUUAAUGAAUCUUGUUUUUUUUUUAAUGGACAUGUCAGACCAGUGAAGCAACCAGCAACUGUCCAGUAUACAUGCAAACGUCUUCAAUACAGUUUAAAACCAUCCCAGGAUGCUUAUGAAGUUGACGAAUGUCCAGAGCUGGAAUCUAGACAAAGAAGAAGCUCAGUUGUAAGACAUUUUAAUUAAUUUAUUAAUUUUUUGCUCAGUACAUACUCUAAGUUAUUAUUUAAUUUUAUGUUAUAGUUUUCAUGACUUUAAUAUUAUUCUAAUAAAAGUCAUAAUAAAAAUAUUAAUAGACGUUUCCAAACUUUUGACUAGUAGUGUAGGUCCAUACCGGUUUUGUUUCUCCAGAUUCUGCAUUUUUCCCUUUGCUUCCCUGUCAUUUAAAAAAAGGAGUUUGGGACCCAAACACUGUUUUUAAGGAUGUGGAUGGAGCUGUGCCGAUACAAUAUGGAUAUAUGGAAAUACACUGCCAUUCAAAAGUUUGGGAUCAGUGGAUUUGUUUUUUUGUUUUUUUCAAUGAAAGCGAUGGGUUUUAUUUAGCAAGAAUGCAUUAAAUGAAUCAGAGACAGUAAAGACAUUCACAAUGUUACAAAAUAUUUCUUUUGAGUUUUCUAGCUAUCAAAGAAUCCUGAAAAAUUGAUCAGUUUCCCCAAAGAUAUUAAAAGCAACUGUUUCCAUCAUAGUUGCUUAAAACCAUUUCUUAUUGUUAUCAAAUCAGCAUAUUAGACUGAUUUCUGAUGGCUCAUGUGAGACUGAAGACUGGAGUAAUGAGCUUUGCCUCACAGGGAUAAAUGUUCUAGAACUGUUUUCUAGUUGACACUAUUUUAAAUCGUAAUAAUAUUUUAUAUUAUUAUAGUUUUUACUUUGAUUUUGAUCAAAUAAAUGCAGCCUUACAGAGCAAAAGAGACUUACUUACCCCAAACUUUUGAACAGUAGUCUAUUAAGAUGUUUUUCCUCGCCAUAUUGUGUUGAUCCUUAUAACACUAUUUUUUUUUUUUUAUUCUUGUGUUCAUUUAUUUCAUUUACAUGUUUAAGAAGAAACAGAUUGUCUACAUAAGCAAAAACUCUAAAACCAGAGCUGCUUCUAUAAGUCAAAAGUGAAGUAAAAUGUGCGGGAGAGAUUAAAACUCUUCCCCGGUCCAGUUGAUAUGAUAUUGUGAUGCAUCGGUGUAUUGAGUUGUGAAAUAUGUAUCACACUGAAGUAGUUGGCAUUUCCAGCCUCUAAAAUGGGGGCUGAAUUUGUAAAUAUUUAGAUUUCUGACCCUUUUUUUCCCACUUUUUCCCCACACGCUGAAUUGUGGCGGAGGUUAAUAGCUGUGAUUUUGCCCACUGUGAGCACCUGACCCGAAUGACAGGAAACCUCACGCUACACCAGAAACAUCACACGUUCCUCCCGCAUUCAGUUCUCUUAGCUCGUGCACGUUGAUGUAAUGAUGCGUAAAUGAACUCUGACGCCCAAUUCGACCCCAGACUGACGUGUGAUUGACAGUUUCUGAGCCGUCUCAGAAUGGGGUCGUGACCUCCAUCCACUGCUGACCUCUUGUCUGUGUUUAUGUCUGCGAGAGGAAGAACCGUGACAGGUUUUUUAAUAUUACCGCAUGCCAGGUCAUCAAAUCACAUUACCGUCAUUUUUGCUAUUUCCAAUCGCAGUUUGUAUAUUGAGCUAUUUAUAGCGGCCACUUCUCUCGCAAACAAACCUUGCUGUAUUAGAAAUGCUCUUAUGUGGUCAAUGGAUAUUUAACAUGAACUUCCAGAUCUAUUUUUAUAAGGUUGACAAGUCUUUGCUAUAAUAUGAACAAACCUUUCACUGUUUAAGAGCCAUUUUUAAAGGGAUAGGUGUGUAUUUGUAGCUCGGACAUGUGGAUUGUUUUAUAGUGAUAGUAUAGUGAUAGUUCGCCCAAAAAUUAAAACCAGACUUCAUUUCGUCCAUGGACCAUAAACGGGUCAUUUUUGAAUGUUAUAAACCAUAUGAUGAUGCUCGAGAUGAUGAUGAAUUGGCGAAUAACCGCUCAAAAAUGAAAAUCUGUCAUUAUUUACUUGUUUAAACUUGUAUGACUUUCUUUCUUCCGCAGAACACAAUAGAAGAGAUUUUGAAAAAUGUUGGUAAGCACUCGGUUUUGGUCAAUGGGAACUGAAACUGUUUGGUUACCAACGUUCUUCAAAAUCUCUUCUUUUAUGUUCCAUAUAAGGAAGGAACGACAUCAGGAUGAGUAAAUGAUGACAGAAUUGUCAUUUUUUUUGGGUGGACUGUCUCUUUAGAUUUAGUGUUUAUCAUGCAAAUCAAUUGUACAGCUUAUGGUUAUGAUACUUUAAUUGUGUCUGUUUUUUGUUGUCCUUUUAGGGUCUUGAAAGCAUCCGGUUACUAUAUGCUUUCUUUUUAUCAAAAAGCAGCUCAGAAAUUUUUCAACGCAAGACAUCAGACGUGUUUGUAACACCACGAGGGGAGAAUAAAUGAUGCAAGUUUUAAUUUUUAGGUGAACUAUUUCUUUAAAAGGACAUUGCAACCUCUUUAACAUCUAGUUUGCUAUACCUCCCUGAAGGUCAGUCGUUUUGUAUUCCGACGUCUGUAGUUCUUAAGACGGUUUUUAAGACCCCAACUCUUGUAAAGAGCAGUGUGUACUCAGGAACAUUUUCAUUCGUUUGGCUGACAACACACUGCAUAUUUGUCCUCAAAUGCUGCCAGUAAAACAAAACCUGCUUUACGUUGAUCUUAGGAACCACAGACUGCAGGAAAAAUCUUUUUCCAUGUUGACAUCUGUGUCAUAAUGAGCAUAGCAAACUUUGUGUUAAAGUUUGUGUGCCACUUUUAGUAUGCAUGUAAUAGAUAAGAUAUGAAAAGAAAACGGACUAAUUAUAGCGUGUGAAUUUCAGUGUAUAUUAUAUGACUUUCCAAGAUUAAAUAGUUCGUUAGCCUAAUAUAUAAAAGGAUGUUAGGAUGUCGAUUUUUAGAGCUCUAAUGAAAAGGGUUAGUAUUCACAUCUCUGAACAAGCGAGCAAUAAUGUCAAACCUUUGACUGUGAGAACUGGAUAGAUUUAUCAGACUCGCACAAAAGUCCACAUGAUGAUCAUUUUGAAGGGUUUGCACUUUCAGUGACACAGCACAACCUUAUCCGAGAACUCUAAAAUACUUUAUGCCGACUCACAAUUUUGUAUAGCGAUAUAAAGCUAAUUUGCUGUAUUUCUAGUCACAUUAAGUCACGUAUCUAUAUCGAGAUUUGCAAGAAAAUGACUGUAUAUUACCAGAUACACGUCUGUAUAAAGAGGUGAUGGUGUGUCCCCCUAUGAUGUAAGAUGCUUUGUGUGUGUUGGGUAAUGUUUUCUUUUUUUAGCUGGAAGAUGUGAUGUACUGUGGUUGAGUAAUAAAGGAAAGCUGUAAAGUAA
Messenger RNA from Onychostoma macrolepis, 5309 nucleotides. It is a transcript of the gene abhd17aa, whose product is annotated as abhydrolase domain containing 17A, depalmitoylase a. NCBI's taxonomy places the organism in Eukaryota, Metazoa, Chordata, Actinopteri, Cypriniformes, Cyprinidae. Bases 210 to 1409 code for a protein of 399 amino acids. Gene Ontology annotation, biological process: protein depalmitoylation. The record is from RefSeq and is a predicted model, not a curated record. Gene Ontology annotation, molecular function: palmitoyl-(protein) hydrolase activity. Gene Ontology annotation, cellular component: plasma membrane; endosome membrane. The transcript has 6 exons.